Messenger RNA from Musa acuminata AAA Group (dessert banana), 2102 nucleotides. RefSeq names its product clavaminate synthase-like protein At3g21360. The record is from RefSeq and is a predicted model, not a curated record. Lineage: Eukaryota; Viridiplantae; Streptophyta; Magnoliopsida; Zingiberales; Musaceae. The transcript has 5 exons. Gene Ontology annotation, molecular function: oxidoreductase activity. Bases 1086 to 2051 code for a protein of 321 amino acids.
GUUGGUGUGUCUUUGGGUCUGAUCUCGACCAGACGGGUAGAAUCUGGGAGGAGAAGAAGCGGAUGGGGUUGGACCUUACCUACGGAACGGCUUUCAAUCUGAGGAGAGAUCUCGAUGCCCAAAUUCUGUCCAGAUUCCAAAGACCUCCCGGAGCAUUGCCCUCUUCCAUGCUAGGAUUUGAGGCUCUCACUGGUGGCUUGGAUGAUUUUGCUUUUGAAGAUUACCUUAACUUGCCACAGGACUCGGAAACAUUCAAGCCACUGGACAUGCAUCACGGGAUGGAAGUUCGCCUUGGCAUAUCAAAAGGACCUGUUUGUCCAAGUUUCAUCUGAAGUUAUUGUUCUAUGUUGGGUGACACUGGCAACGUUUGCUUCAUGAAACAUGUUAUGAGACGCCAUUUGAUAUUUUGAACUUGUUCGACAGUGACAUUGAGAUUUAUCUAAAUGUACUUGAACAAGUGAAAUGAUGAAUCAGGACUUCUUGCGCUUGCAUUAGCAUAUAUGAAAAGCUGCGAGAUUCAUAUGUAGAAACUUAUUGGACGAGUACACAAAAUGAUAGAUUGAUUAAUGGCCAUGAGCAGCUACUUGGGAUGAAACACUCUAGCUAAGAUAGUGCUGGCUCUCGACAGUUCGUUGCAGGGAGAUUUGAGCCUAUGUGAAACGGCUGCAUGGUUAAUGUCUGGGCUCUGCUAUAAUAACUCAUUUUUUCUUUCUAUGAAUGGAGAAAUACGUGACCUUAAUUAUGGUUGUCGUUGAAGGAUUUCCUCUCGACAAGUACAAGCCAAAAUCACUCAUUACCAAGUCUCCAAAGCUUCUUGUAAUCUGUACAUGGCUUCCAAAGCUCAACACAUUUGGCAUACUACGUUCUCUAUAGGAUUCAUCGUUGCCAUCCGACAGUUUCUGGCACUUUCUACACCAAAAAAUGUUCUUGUCUGUUCUAAUGGAUCUAUUGAUGUUCUUGUCUGUUCUAAUGGAUCUAUUGUCUAACUAGCGUGGCUUCUCCUUUAUCAGGCCACGAUCCUCUCUUCACACACAAACGAGAGCGAGAGAGAGAGAGAGAGAGAGAGAGAGAGUCCCAAAGCAGUAAUGGAGGUGGUGAACAACGAGUUUGAGGUGGGCGAAUGCAAGGGCCAAAAGCUCGUUGACGGAGAGCAGAUGCCGCUGGUGCUCCGCCCAGCCGAAGCCCAAAAGCGAGGCCUAUGCUCACUGGUGGCAACGCUCAAGGCCAACAAGGUGUGGUUCGAGGAGAAGCUGCUGCAGCACAGCGCCGUCCUCUUCAGGGGAUUCGACGUGCGCGACGCCGAGGGCUUCAACGAGAUCGUCGAUGCCUUCGGGUGGGACGACAUUCGCUAUGUCGGCCCUGCGCCAAGGACUCACGUCCACAAGCGCGUGUGGACCGCCAACGAAGGACCCCUGUCCGAGUUCAUAUACUACCACCAUGAGAUGGUUCUGAUCAACGAAUUCCCCACCAAGGUGAUCCUUUUCUGCCAAGUGCCGCCGCCGGAGGGCGGUGAGACGCCCUUCGUGCCGAGCUUUCGAGUCACGGAGAGAAUGCUUGAGGAGUACCCCGACAACGUGAGGGAGAUGGAGGAGAAGGGACUGCGAUACACCUUCACUGCCGUCAGCAAGAACGACACCACCUCCAUGAGGGGAAGAGGAUGGGAGGACGCCUUCGGCACAUCCGAUCCGGUCGAAGCAGAGCGAAGGGCCAGGGCACUGGGAAUGAACAUCGAGUGGCUCCCAAACGGCGGGGCGACGACCAUCUUGGGGCCGCGGCCCUUGACUCGGGUCUUCCCGGGGAGGAAGGCAAGGCGCAUGUGGUUCAACACCGUCGUCGGCAUGCAUGGCAAGGAGACCAGCUCGGCGACCAUGGCGGACGGGUCGGAGAUACCCGAACACGUCGUGAAGAGGUGCGGCGAGAUCAUCGAGGAGGAGAGCGUGCAGUUCAAGUGGGAGGAAGGGGACGUGCUCUUCUUGGAUAAUCUGGCCUUGCUCCAUGGGAGGCGGCCUUCGCUGCCGCCGAGGAAAGUCCUCGUUGCCACCUGCAAGUGAACUGGUCCUUCCAAUAGCCAACAAUAAAAGAUCAACUGUGUUAAGCAUCAA